CAGAAUUGGCCGCACCUCUGGAAAUUACAGCAAGCAAGCAAGGCAUGAAAUUAUUGAAUAACUUCUGCCAGUUUCAACCACCUCUUAUUUACUCCAUUCACAGAGCGCCCAAUGAGAUCACCUCCUGUUAGUCUGUCCUUUCAUCUCUUCUCUUCCCCUUUCUAAGAAGCUCACCACAGUGUCGUCUCUCUGCCAAAAACACAAAUGGUAGAAACCACAGUGAAAUGGCUCUUCUUCUUCUUCUUCUUCUUCUCACCUUUGUCCGUAUUUGGUCACGGGGAAGCUGAAAUUCGGGAGAAGAAGACUUAUGUUGUUCACAUGGACAAGACUGCAAUGCCCGAAUCCUACUCUGAUCACAUAGAAUGGUAUUCUUCCAUGAUAAAGUCUGUCGUGUCUGAAACCCAUGUAGAAGAAGAGACCAGAAUACUCUACACCUACCAGAAGGUUUUUCAUGGAGUCGCUGCUCGAUUGAGCAAAGAAGAAGCCGGGAGGCUCGAACAGGAAUCGGGUGUUGUGGCUGUAAUCCCCGAGCGAAGAUACGAGCUUCACACCACGAGAAGUCCCACGUUUCUUGGCUUAGAGAGACGUGACAGUGAGAACACAGUCUGGGAAGAGAAGCUCAUGGACCAUGACGUCAUAGUCGGUGUACUCGACACUGGGAUCUGGCCCGAGAGCCAGAGCUUCAACGACACGGGCAUGUCCCCUGUUCCUGCUACUUGGCGUGGAGCCUGCGAGACGGGCAGAGGUUUCACCAAAAACCACUGCAACAGAAAGAUUGUCGGAGCGAGAGUGUUCUACAAAGGGUAUGAAGCUGCGACAGGGAAAAUAGAUGAACAGCUUGAGUACAAAUCACCUCGAGAUCGAGAUGGUCAUGGAACUCAUACCGCAGCUACGGUUGCUGGUUCUCCCGUUCGUGGAGCCAACCUUCUGGGAUACGCUUAUGGAACAGCCCGAGGGAUGGCUCCACGUGCGAGAAUCGCUGCUUACAAGGUUUGUUGGGUCGGAGGGUGCUUCAGUUCGGACAUUUUGUCGGCUGUUGAUAGAGCCGUUGCUGAUGGAGUUCAUGUGUUGUCGAUCUCGUUGGGAGGUGGUAUCUCCACUUAUUACCGUGACAGUUUGUCGAUAGCUGCAUUUGGAGCAAUGGAGAUGGGUGUCUUCGUGUCGUGUUCUGCCGGAAAUGGCGGUCCUGAUCCGAUCAGUCUCACGAAUGUAUCGCCUUGGAUCACGACCGUUGGUGCAAGUACCAUGGACAGAGAUUUCCCGGCUACAGUUAAUCUGGGAAGUGGAAGAACCGUGAGGGGAGUGUCACUGUACAAAGGAACAACGGUUUUGUCCAAGAACAGACAGUAUCCUCUGGUUUACAUGGGAAGCAACGCGAGUAGUCCUGAUCCAAGCUCGUUCUGUCUGGAUGGAGCUCUGGACCGACGUCACGUGGCGGGGAAGAUAGUGAUCUGCGACCGGGGAGUCACUCCCCGUGUGCAGAAGGGUCAGGUGGUGAGAGAGGCCGGAGGAAUCGGCAUGAUCUUGACGAACACGGCCACGAACGGCGAGGAGCUUGUUGCGGAUUGUCACUUGCUUCCUGCAGUUGCAGUGGGAGAGAAGGAAGGUAAGAUGAUCAAGCAGUAUGCCAUGACGAGCAGACGACCAACUGCGAAUCUUCAGAUCCUCGGAACCCGGCUAGGGAUCAAACCGUCUCCGGUAGUUGCAGCGUUUUCUUCGAGAGGGCCUAAUUUUCUGACACUCGAGAUCCUGAAACCCGAUCUGGUGGCUCCGGGAGUGAACAUUCUCGCAGCGUGGACGGGAGAUAUGGGACCAUCGAGUUUAUCCUCGGAUCAUAGGAGGGUAAAGUUCAAUAUCCUGUCCGGAACUUCGAUGUCAUGCCCUCAUGUGAGCGGUGUGGCUGCAUUGAUAAAAGCCAGGCAUCCGGAUUGGAGCCCAGCCGCUAUAAAGUCAGCUCUUUUAACAACGGCUUAUGUCCAUGACAAUAACCUUAACCCUCUAAGAGAUGCUUCAACCGGUGCACCUUCCACACCUUACGAUCAUGGAGCCGGGCAUAUAAACCCGUUGAAAGCUCUAGACCCGGGUUUGGUUUACGACAUUGGACCUCAAGAUUACUUUGAAUUCCUCUGCACCCAGGAUCUAAGUCCGUCGCAGCUGAAAGUUUUCUCAAGACAUUCCAACAGAAUCUGCAGAAACACUCUUUCGGGUCCAGGAGACCUGAACUAUGCCGCAAUCUCGGCUGUCUUCACCGAAAACACAAAUGUCAGUGCUUUAACGCUUCACAGAACUGUCACCAACGUCGGUCCUCACGUUUCAAGCUACAAGGUCGUAGUCUCGCCUUUCAAAGGUGCAUCCGUAAUCGUUGAGCCGAAAAUGCUGAACUUUACUUCGAAGCAUCAGAAGCUGUCGUAUAGGAUCACUUUCAGGACAAAGUUGCGGCAGAAGAGGCCGGAGUUUGGAGGUCUUGUCUGGAGGAGUUCAACGCACAAAGUUCGCAGCCCCAUUGUCGUGACUUGGUUGCCUCCUUUGUAGAGUCUUCUUCAAGCUCAUUGCUUAUAUCUGCAAUGCUUUUUCAACGGAUGUAUCAAUGCAAUAAAUAGAAGUGACUGAAUCAGAUAUUGAUCAUCA
Molecule: messenger RNA, 2628 nt
Organism: Tarenaya hassleriana
Lineage: Eukaryota; Viridiplantae; Streptophyta; Magnoliopsida; Brassicales; Cleomaceae
Product: subtilisin-like protease SBT1.3
Exons: 2
Coding region: 205-2532 (775 amino acids)
Biological process (GO): proteolysis
Molecular function (GO): serine-type endopeptidase activity
Source: RefSeq, a predicted model, not a curated record